UCUCCUUCUGGCCGGUGGUUAUGUUAAGAAACGAGUUAAAUUACUGCCGUGGAACCCCUAGAAACGCUAAGAACGGGCAAUUGUGACGUCGGCCUUUGCUCCGAACUCUCCUCACCUCCCUUCGCCUCGCUAAUGCUCACGACCGCACCGCGUGUCUACCCGUUCUUCUCGCCCGACUCCCGUCACGUGAAUGGCGCUUCCACCAAUCCCGCAGAUACAUAAUGAGCAUAUUGAUGCAAGAUAAAUUUAGUGAACAACUAUAAAAUGCCCAGGUUUGGGUCAACAAAGACAGUUCAAGUUCAGAAUUCUGUCAGCGAUAGCACCAUGGUGGAGAAACCAACUGGAAGAAAGAGCAAGGACAAGAUUGCCUCUUACAGCAAAACUGCAAAAGUGGAUAGAAGUGAUGCGGGAAAGGACAUGAAAGAAAAAUCUUCCAUGAAACGUAAACUUCAGUUUAAUGUUAGUCCACCCAGAAAUGAAGAUCAAAAUUCAGAUACAGCAUUACAUGGACCUAGUAAAUAUCAUGUGAGGAUUCAUCCUGACUGUGAUGAUAUUCAGCUUCCAUUUCCUAAUCCUGAAAGUAAGGACAUUGAAUUAACAUGAAAGAAAGUUUAGUUCUUUGUGGGUUUGGGUAUUUUGGUAUUUUGGCAUGGAGACAAUAAAAGCAAAGAUUAUUUAGGCAGUUAAGAAUUGAGUGAUUUGAUGAUCUAGAAAUGUAUUACAUGUUAUUUAAUGAUUCACAUUUUCUUUGUGCAGAGAAAUACUCCUAGAUUAAAAAAAAUACUGCUAGUCAUAGUGUCCAAGAAUCUGUUCACUAGUUGUGUCCUUUCCUGGGAGAAAAAAAAGUCAUACUCUACUAUUCUUGUAGGUAUGUGAUAGGUGUGUUUACCUAUCUCCUCAACAAAGCUGUUUUUAAGGCACUGUAUAAAUUUCAGUUAAUUCACAAUACAGGUAGCCCUUACUUAACAUUCGUUUGUUCAACAUUUUUUCAAAAUUAAGAUUGUGCCGAAUAAAAGAACUUACGAUCUGUGUCCAAAGUUGCUGCAUUCCCAGAGUCACAUGACAAAAAUUUGGGAGUUCAGCAGUCUACUUGCAUUUACAAACAAAAGUGUGCUGUAACUAUCUCUACCCAGCCAACUCUUCCCCUAUCUCAUCCACCCACCCAGCCCACCAGCACACAUAAAGCUGUCAUGGCCCAGGAGACCUCAGUUGAUCCCCUGCCUACGAGGAGACCUCAAGCAGUUACAGAUCCCAAGCACACACAAACUGUCCCACUUACCUUUGCAGUUUUCUAUCAGGUGUGCCCAGCUACUACUGAAUCUACCUCAUACCAUUUGGCAAAUGGGUGCAUUCUUGCAAUCUUUCAAAAGCUUAAUAUCUAUGGAGAUUCUCAGUCUUCUAGGUCAUGGUU
Molecule: messenger RNA, 1411 nt
Organism: Thamnophis sirtalis
Lineage: Eukaryota; Metazoa; Chordata; Lepidosauria; Squamata; Natricidae
Source: RefSeq, a predicted model, not a curated record